ACAACUGCAUGGAAAAUAGAGAUGAGAGAGAGAGAGAGAGAGAGAGAGAGAGAGAGAGAGAGAGAGAGAGAGAGAGAGAGAGAGAGAGAGAGAGAGUGAGAGAGAGAGAGAGAAAGAGCAAGAGAGAGAGAGAGAGAGAGGGAGAGAGAGAGAAAGAGAGAGAAAGAAAGAGAGAGAGAGAAUGCAACGCACGCCUGUGUGGAGUUCCUCACCAUUCUUCCAGAGCUGCAUUCGCGAGCCGCGGCGCUUCCAUGGCGGGCGCUUCAGCUGCGCUGAAUGGUCCGCAUUCGCACGCUAAAAUCCGCACCCUGCUUCACCCGUCUAACCACACUCAAUCCCGUCUGCCCCAGCAUCUCUCCAUCCCAAAUAUCGCCACCGCCGCCUCCACCGCCGCCGCCGCCGCCCCCUCCGGCACUCACAUUGGGAACAGCGGGAGCAUCGCAUGCUCUCUCCGCCUCUCGUCGCAGCGUGCGCGCGAUCGCUGGGCGACGUCGUCACCGCCGAUUUCACCCCGUUCCGAGUCCCCUGCCGCGCUGCCGUCUUUCGCGAACGCGCUACAAAGCGGCAGACUCGGCCUUUCUCCGCGUGACGACCGUCAACCGACUCCUCGCGUCGCCGCGAGUAGGCAGCGCCGGCAGCAACCCGGAAUCAGCGUCGCUUCCCGUGAGGGGUCUUCUAGAAUUCUAAAAAAUAGCAGCAGCUUGAGAGACGCCGUUCCCGCCGUUUCCGCCGUUCCCGCUGCGACUCGCAGCAUGCAAUGGCGGAGUCCCAGUCACGCAGGGGGGAGGCGGAGCGCAGAUGGCGGCACGGGGAAGGCCGUUAGGGGGGAGGAGGCGUGGGAGACGGCGGAAGGGAAUGCGAGCUUCGUAGGAACGGCCCUGUCGCAAGUCGUGAAGCUCUUUCUCCUCUCUCAGCUAGAGUCGUGUGAGGACCUGAGUGUGACUGUAGCAGGGUCUAACCGGGAGCUCCUGUCAGGGCGGAUCGCUGCAGUCACGCUGACUGCAGCAGGGGCGGUGUACAAGGGCGUGAGGCUGACAGCAGUGCACGUGGCAGCAGCAGACAUUGCAGUGGACGCCAGGAGCCAGGCGGAGAGGGGCAGCUUCUUGUGCCACCAGUUUCCGGUCCAUGUGAAAGCCCAUGUGUCAGAAGGUGACUUCAAUGCAAGCCUUCGCAAUCCCUCGCUCCACAAACCAUUAGUCGACCUGCUCUCUCUUAACGCACCACUGGAGCCAUCAUUACUCCGGGUUAGGCUCACUGACGGCUCCUUGCACCUCAGCUCAGACCCCCCGAAUGCUGACUUGCUCCGUCUGACUCCGAAGCUCUGCCGUAGCGGAAGAUGCCUUACUUUUGAUAGGAAAAAUGGUACCAUGCCGGGACCAGGAACAAGAGAUUCAGCACCAGAGGUGGACCUGGGGCCAGGAACUAGGAUCUCGCUGCUGGAAGUUGAUCAGGGGUGCAUCUGGCUUCAUGGGACCUUCACUGUUAUCCCGUAGGUGCCAGAGAAAUUUUGUAUUGUCGUGUGACGUUCGAUACCGAUCGUAUUUUAGAUCGGUACAGAAUGUGUGUAAAGUUGCUGGUA
Molecule: messenger RNA, 1579 nt
Organism: Closterium sp. NIES-67
Lineage: Eukaryota; Viridiplantae; Streptophyta; Zygnematophyceae; Desmidiales; Closteriaceae
Source: the annotation of a GenBank genome assembly